AUGACCUCCCCUCCGCCCCCGAAACGAUACAAGUCCGAGUCGACGCCCGCCAGCGAUGCCGGCCGAUCGAGAUACUACCACUCCCAAUCGGUUCCGUCGAGUGAGCGGGCGCGAUCACGGCAGACGUCGACCGCAAUGGACAUUUAUAUGAUCACCGACCGUGAUCCGGCGGAGAGAGAUCGACGAGUUGCCGGCCGUUUCACCAGCAAUGGCUCGGUCGCGUCGCAUUCUUCCGUCGUAUCCCAUGCUUCGCACGCCUCGCAUGCCUCGCGCUCGUCCCCGCCAAUGCUCAUCUCUAAUCGCAAAAUUCCCGAAAAGUAUCCUCCCUAUAAAGAAAAUGGUCGCUUGUACCACAGCUAUCGCAAGGGCGUCUACAUGCUCCCGUGUGAUGACGACGAACAGGAUCGCCUUGAUAUCUUCCACAAGCUUUUCACGGUCGCUCGAGUGUCCGAUGGCUUGAUUUACGCUCCGCGUCCGCCCAAUUCACGGAUUCUCGACUUGGGAUGUGGAACAGGCAUCUGGAGUAUCGAGGUCGCAAACAAAUACCCAGACUCGUUUGUUGUCGGCGUCGAUAUUGCCCCGAUCCAGCCCGCCAACUACCCGAAGAAUUGCGACUUCUAUGCGCCAUUUGACUUCGAAAGCCCGUGGGCUCUUGGCGAAGACUCUUGGGACUUGGUUCACAUGCAAAUGGGUAGCGGUAGCGUUGUGAGCUGGCCGAGUCUUUACAAACGCAUCUUUUCGCACCUUCGCCCGGGAGGCUGGUUUGAGCAGGUGGAAAUUGACUUCGAACCGCGUUGCGAUGAUCGCUCGCUGAGUGGACUCGCUCUCCGUCACUGGUAUACGGCGCUGAAGAAUGCAACUGAAGCUCGUACUCGGCCUCUGGCGCACAGCUCGCGCGAGACAAUCCGAAACUUGCAAGAAGCUGGCUUUACCGAGAUCGAUCAUCAAAUGGUCGGGCUUCCCAUGAACCCCUGGCAUAACGAUGAGCACGAACAGAAAGUGGCCCGAUGGUACAAUCUAGCCAUCUCUGAAAGUAUCGAGCCACUCAGUCUGGCUCCGUUCAGCCGUGUCUACGGUUGGCCCAUCGAGAAGAUUCAGCGCAUUGCGGCGGACGUGAAGGCAGAAGCGUUCAACAAGGACAUCCACUCGUAUAACAUCUUGCACAUCUAUCAGGCACGCAAGCCACUGGCCAACUAG
Molecule: messenger RNA, 1197 nt
Organism: Penicillium argentinense
Lineage: Eukaryota; Fungi; Ascomycota; Eurotiomycetes; Eurotiales; Aspergillaceae
Product: class I SAM-dependent methyltransferase
Exons: 2
Coding region: 1-1197 (398 amino acids)
Molecular function (GO): methyltransferase activity
Source: RefSeq, a predicted model, not a curated record